CGGGACUCGUCCGGAACGCCCGCGAACAAACGCCUUCGGAUUCCUCCGUCGACGUCGUACUUGGGGAAUCGUUCAAUAAAUUUUGGACGAGUGAAUGCCAGCCCACACCGUCCUCUUCUUUUUCCUCUUUUGGAAUCGGUUUAUCUCCUCGAUCGCUUCUCUCCCACCCCAUACAGCGCCUAUAGGGUUCGCAGUCUUACCGGGAUCCAGCAUUGGAGCGUUUGCAGGGGCCGGUUCUCCAGCGAAACUCGCCACUUUUCUCGCUUCAGGAUCGCCAGUCUCCACAGUUCUAGGGCUUCCAGACCGCGUGAUCGUGGAAAAUAUAGCCCAUCUACCACGACCAGCUUCUGGCUGUCGAUUGACAGGGCUGAGGCAGAUAGCAAUCCUUGUAAGCAAGCUUUCUUAUGGAGUGAGAUGUCCCAACUUGCUAGAAGAAUCGAGGAUGAGUUUAUCAUGUUUAUACUUACCCGUGGAACUACGAGAAGAAAGAAGAGAAAAAUAUUUUGCUCUAUUUGCGUGCAAGUUGGCAUGGGAGGUGUUGGAAAAAUAUUAUUCGGAUGCUUGCGGAUAUUUCUUGCUCGAGAGUGACUUUGCAUUGUUCGUGGCAUUGCUCAUCAACAUCACAGUGGUCAGUCUCCGGAUCUGUGUGCGCGUCCACUGAUCUCUCUGCUGAAGACUCCAAUAGAUGCAACGAUUUGACCUUGAACUCUGCGUCUUUAUUGCUCAAGGCUCCAUCAGUUAUGGAAUCUCUUUAUUGGCCUCUGGCCAAAGCUCUACAAUCACAGGCACGUACACUGACCAAUAUAUCAUGCAGGGUUUUCUAGACAUCGAAAUGAGAAUAUGGUUGCGAAACCUUGUGACUCGAUGCAUCGCAAUCUAUCCCAGCCUUUUCGUAGCCAUUAUUGGAGGAACAACAGGAUCAGGGAGGCUUAUAAUCAUAGCAUCGAUGAUCCUCUCCCUCGAGCUGCCCUUCGUCCUCGUCCCUCUCAUCAAGUUCAACAGCAGCAGCACCAAGAUGGGGCCUGACAAUAACUCCAUCUAUGUAAUUGUGGUCUUAUGGGUCCUUGGCUUGGGUGUGAUUGGGAUGAAUGUCUACUACUUGAGCACGAGCUUUGUGACUUGGAUAAUCCACAGCAGCUUCCCGAAACCUGUGAUGGUCUUGAUUGGGGUCAUGGUCUUUCGUGUUAUGGCAUUUUACGUGAUCUCUUUAAUCUACUUGAUGUUCAGGAAGGACAGGAUGAUGACCUUCGACUAGAAGUUGGAGGUUUCGAUGGAGCAGGGAGGGCAAGGAGUCAGAGACGGAUGCAGAUCAGAAAACUUGAGCUGUGUAUCUCAGUUCUAGUGUUUUUGAUGACCGCUUGUUACUUCGGGGAGGUGAGCUCUGUGAAGCUCCCUGCAGCAGAGGUGAUGAAGGCCUGUUUAUCACAAGACUGCAGGGCGAUAUUGCCACCAGAGAUGCCAUUUCCCUCCUGGGCACUUGUCAUGUCGCGCAACUUGUUUCUGCAUUCAGCACUGGUGCUCUCAGGGAAGACGCCACGAAAACGCUGACCUUUGCAGGCACAACUUGUUUCUGCAUUCAGCAUUGGUGCUCUUAGGGAAGACGCCACCUUUGUGAUCAACGUUCUUGCUGGAGAGUAGCUUCGCAUUGUUCGUGGCGUUGCUCAUCAACCUCGCAGUGGUCUCAGUCUCCGGAACCUUGUGCGCUACUACUGAUCUCUAUGCUGAAGACUCCAAUAGAUGCAGCGAUUUGACCUGAACUCUGCGUCUUUCUUGCUCAAGAAUAUGCUGGGCAAAUCAAGCUCCAUCAUCCAUGGAAUCUCUUUAUUGGCCUCCUGUCAAAGCUCUUCAAUCUCAGGCACAUACGCUGAUCAAUAUAUUAUGCAGGGUUUUCUGGACAUCAAAAUAAGAAUUGCGAAACCUUGUGACGAUGCGCAAUCUGUCCUAGCCUUUUGGUAGCCAUUAUCGGAGGAACAGCAGGGAGGCUUAUAAUCAUAGCAUCGGCUUGGUAGAUGAUCCUCUCCUACGAGCUGCCCCUCGCCCUCGUCCCUCUCAAGUUCAGCAGCAGCACCACCAAGAUGGGGCCUCACAAGAACUCCAUCUACAUAAUUGUGGUCUCAUGGGUCAUCGGCUUGGGCGUGAUUGGGAUCAACGUCUACUACUUGAGCACGAACUUUGUGACUUGGAUAAUCCACAGCAGCUUCUCGAAGCCUGUGACGGUCUUGAUUGGGGUCGUGGUCUGAUUCCUGGACACUUUGGGAUGUUGCGGGCAGUGCUUGCCAUCCUUCAAUGGUCUAUAUAUCUUUUGCCUAAAAGUAGGGAUUUUUUGUUUUUGUUGUUCGUCCAUUUAUUUAUUUAUAUUGGCCAAUUUGUUACAGGGUACACCGUACAUGUUUGUUCCUAUAUACAGUCUCAUCUGUUCCUUUUGCUCCUGAAUCAAGUUAUUCUUUGUAUUUUUUUUGGUUCUUUA
Zingiber officinale is the source of this 2467-nucleotide messenger RNA. Its product is annotated as metal transporter Nramp5-like. The coding region runs from base 686 to 1255 and encodes 189 amino acids. Gene Ontology annotation, cellular component: membrane. Gene Ontology annotation, biological process: metal ion transport. The record is from RefSeq and is a predicted model, not a curated record. Lineage: Eukaryota; Viridiplantae; Streptophyta; Magnoliopsida; Zingiberales; Zingiberaceae. The transcript has 15 exons. Gene Ontology annotation, molecular function: manganese ion transmembrane transporter activity; cadmium ion transmembrane transporter activity.